AUUUUGGAUGCGUCGAUCUGCAGAAAUGACAUCAGCUCAGUGCUUUCUGAUGCUCUGCCCCACCAACACUUCCUCCCCUUCAAUGACCAUCAUGCAGCUUUCUUCCACUCUCCAUGACCAUGCUGAGAGUGCGACACAUGCACACUCUCAGAAUUGCGGCCUCCGCAAGAGCUAGCUUACGGACAGACGGCAUUCUGCGCUCUCCGGUUCUGAUCGUACCAUCCCGUUUAUAUUCAGUAUCUCCUGACCCGGGAGUCAAGAACACUUCUCCAAGCAGCUCGAAGCCUUCCAUCCCAAGAAAUAGCUCUGGAAGGCUUGAUGAAGGAUAUCUCUCAUUUACUAAAUCUUCACUUUAUAAACUUACGUUACCUCUCGCACCCUACUCCGAGGCAUCAACGUCCCCUGCAUCUAAGAUAAACUCGGAUGCCAUGCAAAGAUUCAACUGCAAUGGGCCCCACAAUAGCGCGGAUGCCGCCAAUACUUGGGAACAACAAGUGGAAAGGGGUGAAGAGCCGUUCGUCCGACAAGAUAGUAACGACGGUACUCAAAGCGAGGGACCGCAACGUGUGAUAUUUCUAUUACACUCAGGUCAACCAUUGAGCUACGUUUCAAACCUUAUCCGUGCGGAAGGGCCCGAAGCCAAAUCUGGAACACAGUCGUCUAAACACGAUAAACCGGACGAAUCCGAAGGACAGAGCAAGGUCAUGCCAAACCAACUUGGAGAUCCGUCGAUCACCUUUCAUACAUCCCUAAAAUCAAGGCGCAGGUGGAGCCCUGCAACAGGCGUUGGCGACUUCCUGCGAGAGGCCGCACGAGUGGGCAGCUUCACAAUCGCCAUCGGAGAUCGUAAAGUGAAUGUUAACGUACCUACCUUUGAAGAGCGUACCCGAUUCCUACGGGCUUCCCUGCGCGAGAAGACAAAGCGUAUCGAGCGAUUGGCCCACGUGAAGGACGAAUGCGAUCGAAUUGCACGACGCGCUACACAGAGAUAUGCAUUCGCUGGUGCAGGCAUCAUGACCUCGUGGUGGUUAACAGUUGGUUUGCUCACAUUCAAAACGAGUCUCGGCUGGGAUGUGAUGGAACCAGUAACAUAUCUAACUGGCUUUGGAAUGGUUAUCGGCAGCUAUCUCUGGUUCCUUUGGCACAACCGUGAAGUAUCCUACAGGACGGUGAUGACAGAAACGACUUCUCGGCGACAGCAUAUGCUAUAUUCCGAACAAGGAUUCAACGUCGAUGCUUAUCAUGAGCUAAUCAGCGAGGCGAAAGCUCUUCGUCGUGCAAUCAAGCGCGUCGCGUGGGAUUACGAACUUGACUGGGACCAGGGAGACACAGAAGCAGGUCGCAACGCACCGCGGGCUUUGGAGAUUGUGCGACGGGAAGAAGAACGGGACCGCGGAAGAAUGCAUCGUGAGGAAGAAUCGGAGAAGGCAGAAGACGAUGCGUUCGCUCAAGUUGACGAUGAUGCUGAUGGACGACCUGACCGUAAACCUUUGAAUACAUGA
Molecule: messenger RNA, 1502 nt
Organism: Fomitiporia mediterranea MF3/22
Lineage: Eukaryota; Fungi; Basidiomycota; Agaricomycetes; Hymenochaetales; Hymenochaetaceae
Exons: 4
Coding region: 114-1502 (462 amino acids)
Biological process (GO): mitochondrial calcium ion homeostasis; calcium import into the mitochondrion
Cellular component (GO): mitochondrial inner membrane; uniplex complex
Molecular function (GO): calcium channel activity; uniporter activity
Source: RefSeq, a predicted model, not a curated record